Messenger RNA from Hyaloscypha bicolor E, 1531 nucleotides. RefSeq lists its product as uncharacterized. The coding region runs from base 1 to 1188 and encodes 395 amino acids. The record is from RefSeq and is a predicted model, not a curated record. NCBI's taxonomy places the organism in Eukaryota, Fungi, Ascomycota, Leotiomycetes, Helotiales, Hyaloscyphaceae. The transcript has 3 exons.
AUGCAGGGCGGUGCUGCAUGCGCGGAACAACGUGAUAUACCCACAUACAAGGAACGCCGUGGAACAACGCUUAUUCCGAAUUGUAGUCUGACACGUAGAAGAGAGAAUAUUGAAAAGAAGGCAGACACGAGGGCGGCAAGCUCCAUCAUCCAGGAGAAAGCCUCCACCCUCCCAGCCCGGCUCCGGAGAGGUGGAGGAUGCAAGAUUAGUACUGUAUGGCAUGGGAGCAAUGUGUCGUCAACUGCGUCUACAUGGAACUGUCCGCCAGUCCACCACUCCGCCACUCCGCCACUCCGCCACUCCGCGUUCUGCAUCGACGGAUGUGAUCUGUCGAUGCUCUACCAGCAAGGCGCUGACGAUCUUGACCUCCAUCGGGCCAGCAGCUCGGGGUCAGCCACAAUGCUGUCACUUCGGCGGGCGUGGCUUGUUAAGGAUGCAGAUGACCCCUCCAUCUUUUCAGCGUUUGGGAAGAAGCAAGCCGCUCAAACCUUCGCUCCCGCCGCUGGAUGUCGGCUCGCCGUUAUUAAUCCCCAUCCCCAGAAGCAAAACGUACCUGUAAGACAGGUGGUGAGCAGAGCAGGCUCUCGAAACAAGGGGUGGGCCAAUCGUCGGCUGCGAGUCUGCGACGGAGUCUUUUCGCUUGGAAACGACGGAGAGGGCAAAUUUCUCGACAGAACUACUCUGGAGAUGAAAGCAAGUUUCUUGGAUGCUUCGCACGCAAUACGAGCCCCCUCGGAGCAUCGUGUUUCAACACCUGGUCGAAAUCCUUCAAUUGGGCCAUUGGAAUGUUUCGAGAAAAAGAAUACCGCAAAUCUUAUCAGGCAUCCAUCUUCAAUAUCAGAUCCUUCUUUCCUUCCACCAUUUCGUACAGUGUCAAAUCACCACUUGGCUGAAGGUCAUGGGAGAACGCCAGGAAAUGGGGUCCUGGGUCAAAAGGGCCGUUGGCGGGCCCUGAUACGCGCUCGGAGAUCUCUCACGCGAGAUGCAGGGGCUCCAUGCAACUUCAGUCCCGAGGUGGAGAGGAUCGUCGUGCCUUCUCGACUACUCUUGCCCACCGAAGAAUCCACGAUGCGCUCACUUCCCGGAGAGGAGAAUCUUGAAUCUGGACUUGUCAUGGCAUCUGCGGCUGAAUGGCUGACUCCUGAUCUACCGGGGAAAGAUUUUGAUAUCAUCGGCGUCUCCAGCUGAGCGCUGCCUCGAAAACUUCGAGCUUGAGUGGUUGUCGGCAUCUGCCCCGCAAAUUGAGAAAUUUCCUGGGGGUGCCGCAACUGCAGCAAGAGAACAACUCAUUGGAAAGGAUUUUAAGUGGCCAAUCUUGGGGAAAGAUCUAAACUUCUGAAUGAUCACUUCUUUUGGCUUGUGGCUCGGAUCUCUUCAACCUUUGAUUACAUGCACCAGCAGCGCCUCCAACGAACCUUCUUUCAAACCUUAAAGGCUUUGUGUCAGACUCCUGAUACGUAGUAGCGUACUACAGAACUCUUGUCAUAGCAAAUGCGAGAUGCUGAUGGUGUGCAUCUUCAAUUGAGUGAUU